CUUUGACAGGAGGAAGUAGUGACGUGAGAAACCUGGGGUCGUUUCAGGAGGUUUACUUGAUAUAAAAUAACGUCUGUAAUGUAAGGCCGUUAAACCACAAGCUGAGGAAAGAUAUGCCUUAAUGUAUUUCAUUCCUGAGGCCAGCAUUAGGGAGACUUCUCGUCCAUACGUCAUCCAGAUGAGGCAUGCUGGAAGCAUGCAGCCCAUGUAUAGAAGAAAUGCUGGAGUCUGGCACCAAACAAGAAGUCUUCUAUACAAGAAUCUGCUCAUCAAAUGGAGGACCAAGCAACAGAGUCUUCAGGAAUUGAUCUUACCUCUGUUACUGCUGGGUCUCCUGAUACUCAUCAGCACCCUCAACCCUCAUGUUUACUAUGGAGGCAUCAGCACUAUGGAGCUGGAGCGGGAUGAGCACUUCUUCAAAGGCUUGGGCUACACACCAAUCACUAACAUCACUAACCACAUCAUGGAGGAGGUGGCCCAGGAGAUGCACAUGCAGGAUCGUUUGGAGAUGUUUGCCAGUGAGGAGGACCUGGAGAAUGCCAGCCUGUAUGAGCCGUCCAGCUAUGUUGGUGUUGUGUUCAUGGACAGCUCUGCCACGUCUUACAGACUUCGUUUCCCGUACAACCAGCUGCCCCUGCCGAGCGAUUACACAGAAUCUAUUGCCAACUGUUUUACCAGCUCAGUGAACUGCAGAGCAGCUAAUUACUGGUACUCUGGCUUCAUCCGCCUCCAGUCUCUGAUCGAUGCAGCCAUCAUCCAGAUGCAGACGAAGCGGUCAGUGUGGAGUGAGAUGGACCUGAAGGUGGUUAUGAUGGGUCAGCCAGGUUCUGUGGAGGUGCAGAAAUUCCCCCACGCCCUCAUCUCCAUAUACCUUGUCCUGGCCUUCACACCCUUUGUGACCUUCCUCAUCGUCAACGUGGCAGCUGAGAAGGAACACCGUCUCAAAGACACCAUGACCAUGAUGGGACUCUAUGACACGGCCUUCUGGUUGUCAUGGGGCCUCCUGUAUGCUGCACUGGUGACCAUGAUGUCCAUCCUGAUGUCCAUCAUUGCUACGUACACGGCGCUGUUCCCUAACAGUGACUUCUUUGUCAUUUUCUUCCUCAUCUUCCUCUAUGGAAUAUCAUCUAUCUUUUUCUCCUUCAUGCUGACUCCGUUAUUUAAGAAGCCCAAGUUUGCCAGCACAGUGGGCUCGAUGCUGACAGUGGUGUUCGGUUGCCUGUCGCUGUUCACUGUGCUGAUGAAGGACUUCCCACAGCCGUUGGUCUGGCUCCUCUGCCUGCUCUCCCCCAGCGCCUUCUCAAUCGGGAUUGCACAGGUGGUUUACCUGGAGGCUCAGGGAGAUGGUGCUGUGUUUUCUUCCUUGGCCAAUGGCCCUCAUCCUCUUUACGUACCCCUGAUCAUGCUGGUUCUGGACUGCAUCCUCUACCUUUUGUUGGCUGUCUACCUGGACCAGGUGCUGCCUGGUGAGUUUGGAAUGAGGAGGUCCCUGUUGUACUUCCUGAAACCAUCCUAUUGGUCCAAACGCACAAAGCGCUACGUUGAAGUGAGCUCAGUAUACGACGCAGAAGUGAACGGGACUCCUGGUGGAGACGAGUCUAUUGAACCUGUUUCACCUGAGUUCAGAGGGAAAGAAGCCAUUCGCAUCAACAACAUCCGGAAAGUGUACAAAGAGAAGGACAACGUGGUGGAAGCUCUAAGAGGUCUGACAUUUGACAUCUAUGAGGGCCAGAUAACGGCUCUGCUGGGACACAGCGGGGCUGGAAAGUCCACUCUCAUGAACAUCCUGUGUGGCAUCUGUCCGCCCACUAACGGCUCCGCCACCAUCUACGGCUCCCCGGUAGCAGAGAUUGCAGAUGGGUCUGAAAUGAAGCAGCUGGUGGGAAUCUGCCCCCAGUUCAACAUAAUCUUUGAUGUGCUGACUGUGGAGGAGCACCUGAGGAUAUUUGCCGCCAUCAAAGGGAUCCCACCAGCAGAUAUUGACGCAGAGGUCACCAAAGUGCUGAAGGAUCUGGACUUGGAAAAGAUCAUGACUGCUCAGGCUAAGAAUCUGAGUGGAGGCCAAAAGAGGAAGCUGUCUGUGGGCAUCGCCAUUCUGGGAGAUCCCAAGAUCCUGCUCCUGGACGAGCCCACAGCAGGAAUGGACCCGUGCUCCAGACACCAGGUGUGGUCGCUGCUGAAGAACCGCAGAGCUGGCAGAGUCACUGUCCUCAGCACACAUUACAUGGAUGAGGCUGACAUCCUCGCUGAUCGCAAAGCUGUGAUCUCUCAAGGACAGCUGAAAUGUGUUGGCUCUUCGCUGUAUCUCAAGAUCAAGUGUGGUGUUGGAUAUCAUCUCAGAAUGUCUGUCAAUGAGAGAUGUGAAGCUGAACAGAUCACCACAAUGGUCCAGCAGCAUGUUCCCAAAGCAAAGUUGUCUCGGCAACAUGAAGCAGAGUUGACUUUCACUCUGCCUUUUGAGAGCUUGGACACAUUUGCAGGCUUGUUCUCACAGCUCGAUUGUCAACCUGAUCUGGGAAUUAUCAACUAUGGGGUUUCCAUGACAACACUGGAGGACGUUUUCCUUCGUUUGGAGGCAGAGGCUGAAGUGGACCAAGCUGACUACAGUGUGUUUAAUCGGGAACAGGCUGAGGAUGAGGGCGACAACGCCUCUCUGGAUGAUACAGACCAGCGGCUGCUCACGUUCUCCGACAACAAGUCAGAUGUUGUGUCAGGUCAUGCUUUGUGGCGGCAGCAGUUCAGCACUGUGGCCUGGCUGCACAUGCUCAACAUGCGCAGAGAGAGGAAGGCCUUUGUUUACACUCUGGCCUUGUUCCUGGUGUUUGUCGCUGCAGUGCUCGUCCUGUCUCUGGCCACAGGAAACAUCCAGAUUCACUCACCAGACCGUCAGUUUCUGCCCAUUUACCUCCUCAAAAGGAACCAGUCUCCCCGGAGAUACAGCACUAGCCUCCUGGUUCAGAACUCCUCAGGCUCCGAUAUUUCUGACUUUAUCCACAACCUGGAGUCUCAGGACAUCAAAGUGGAAAUGAUGAAACACGGUGACUACAUGGCCGCCGCCCCCCACAGCGCCGCCAUCAACGUCACGGGAUCCAGCAAGGGUUUCAGAUACAGUGUUGCGUUCAACAGCACCACAGUCCACUCCUUGCCUAUGGCUGUCAAUAUACUGAGCAACGCUCUUCUAAGAGGCCUGAAUGGUACUGGACACAUCCGAACCUGGACCAAACCGUUUGAUUAUCAAAUCCCAGAUGCGACGUCCUACGCUCUGGUGUACAUAGAGGCCAUUAUACUGGGAAUGCUAGCAGCUGGAAUGCCUGCAUACUUUGCAAUGGACCACACACGAGAUCGAGAGAUCAAGUGUCGCUCUACACUGCGUAUCUCUGGUCUGGUACCAUCAGCCUACUGGUGUGGUCAGGCAGCGGUGGACAUCCCCUUCUACUACCUCAUCCUGUCCUGCAUGACCAGCAUCCUCUUCUGCUUCCACACUGGAAACUUGCUCACCUCCAGCAACCUCACCGCUGUGGUCCUGUGUACCGUUGGCUUCGGUCCUGCCAUGAUCCUCUUCACUUAUGUGUUUUCUUUUGGCUUCGCCCGAGUCCAGAGCAACAAGGAUUUCUUCUCUGUCAUCUCCAUGAUGGUGUGUGUGGUAUCAGCCUCGCUGGUUCAGUUGUCGUUUGUGAACGACAACCCUGGGCUGACCCGAAACCUGCACAACCUCUUGUGUUUCUUCAACCCUCUGUACCCUCUCAUGGGCUGCCUCAACUGCAUCACCAAGGCGACCUUCCUCCCUUCUCUCUACGAGGAAAACUUCUUGUGGAAGAACCUGCUCAUUGCAGUUGUAGCUCCCUAUCUCCAGUGUAUCCUGCUGCUUUUCCUGCUUCGUUGGCUUGAGAUCCAUUACGGAGGGAGGACUAUGAAAAAUGAUCAGUUCUGCAGGAUCUCGUCCAAGGCAAAGCCCAAAGUGGAGAAGAACCCAGAAGAAGGGCUGAACGAGGAUGAGGAUGUACAGAUGGAGAAGGCCAGAGUUAAGGAGGCCCUCACCUGCCAGUCCUGCGAGGAGAAACCAGCUGUGGUGGUGAGUAACCUGAGAAAGCAGUACAAGGGCAGAAGAGAAGGUUUUUCUCUCAACAAGAGGAGGAAAGUGGCCACAAAGAACAUUUCUUUCUGUGUGCGCAAAGGUGAAGUUCUUGGACUGUUGGGCCCCAAUGGAGCAGGAAAAAGCACCGUCAUGCACAUGUUGUCAGGUGACACUGACCCCACUGCAGGCCAGGUGCUGAUGGGAGACUAUAGUACAGAGUUACGUCCAGUGGACAACCCUCUGGAGCAUGUGGGCUACUGUCCGCAGGUGAACCCUCUGUGGCCCCGGAUCACUCUGCAGGAACACCUGGAGAUCUACGCUGCCAUCAAGGGGCUGAGAGGCCAGGACGUACCAGGGAUCAUCAGACGUGUGGUGAACGCUCUGGAGCUGAAGGACCACUUGAACAAACAAGCCAAGAGCCUAUCAGCAGGCCUCAAGAGGAAGUUGUGCUUUGCCUUGAGUAUGAUCGGGAAUCCUCAGAUCGUCUUACUGGAUGAACCAUCGUCAGGGAUGGACCCCAAGUCUAAACAGCGCAUGUGGAGAGCCAUACGAGCUGCGUUCAAGAAUCGUCAGCGGGGAGCCAUCCUCACCACCCACUACAUGGAGGAGGCUGAGGCCGUGUGUGACCGUGUAGCCAUCAUGGUUUCUGGCCAGCUGAGGUGUAUCGGCUCGAUCCAACAUUUAAAAGGGAAAUACGGUCGAGGUUACAGUUUGGAGGUGAAGCUCAGAGAGGAGCUGACGGGGCUUCAGCAGGUGGCGCUGCUGCACAAAGAGAUCCUCCGGAUCUUCCCUCAUGCUGCCCGUCAGGAGAGCUUUGCUACUCUGAUGGUUUACAAGAUCCCCAUGGAGGAUGUCAAAUCACUGGCCAAGUCUUUCUCUCAGUUAGAGAGCGCCAAGCAAACCUUCAACUUUGAAGAGUACAACUUCUCCCAGUCAACCUUAGAGCAGGUGUUUAUGGAGUUUGCCAAGGAGCAGGAGAACGAGGAGGAUGAGAUGGGCUCCCUCAGCACAACCUUCCAGUGGCAGCGGCUGCGCCAGGACGGCGCCGUCUCAGUCAACCACACAGACAGCAUCGUGCACCAGCUUUGAACUCGUCUAUCAGAGGGAGCAGGCUGGUGACUGACCAGGACUAACCAAUACCGACCCGCCGGGCUUCAGCGCCUGAAGGCUCACGCCAGCACGCGCCCGCUCCACGCAAACGAACCCCCACCGCCUUGAAACGAACGCGACAGACCUGGGUGGGGGCCCACAUACACUGAAGACUGACUGUGUGUGUAAUCUGGGCUGGGGGCUGUCAUUGCUCCUCUCUGUGGGUCUGAGGUGUGCAUGUGUGUAACCCUCGUCCACUGGUGCUCCGUGUUUUCUGAACCGCUCUGACCGAAGGGCCUGCAGUCUUUCUGGACACGCUGAUGCGACACCUACUCCUCUUUCUAACAGUGUUUUUUAUCUUCACAGGGAAUCAGUAAAUGGAAAAAAAUAUAUAUAAUAUGUAAUAUUUAUGCUUUGUAACCCUUUCCAUCCGUCCUCCUGUGUGGGAGGAGUAACAGUAAGUACGUUUGCUCGUCUCUUCAGGUGUUUUUGUCUGUUGUGUUUGUGAAACUGUUUUUAAACACUACCAGAAAUGGAAUCCAUCCACAAUUGAACCAAAGCAGCACAUCUCUGAACCACACACUAUCACACCUCUUCACACAUUGACACUGAGAAGUACUUUUGGUUUUUAGUGUCAGUAGCAUGUGCAUUAGUAGUUUGCAUAAUAGUUCUAUUAUUGAUGUGGGGCAGUGGAAUAAAUGCCUGUUUGUUAACACACUGGAGAAGAGAUAUUAGUCCUCCACAGAGUCUUUAUAAAGCCCCAUAUAAUUAUCAAGUGUUUUUCCUCUGGGGUUGAAGAGCAGAGUCCCUUGUCCUCGUUUUCCACCACCGUGCACGUCUCCAUGUCUAGACCCACAUUGAAACUCUGGGUGUUUCAGCAUGCACGCUCAAGUGGAGCUUGAUUAUUUAGAGAUGUGGCAGACGGAUGUUGGGAUGAGGAUAUCGGACAGAUGGUCUUUGAUCUGUGGCCUUCCUCUCUACAUGUUUAGCUUUGAAAUAGAACCCAUAGCUUGGGAAUGUAGUGUAGAAUAUGCACGCCAGUACAUGUAGCACACUGCCCUCAUCAGACGUUAGCCAGGGCCGAUCAGCCUCAAAUGUGGAGAGGUGGAGCUCGAGGUUGGGUUCAGAUCCAGAUUUGGAGGUGGGGGGCUUGUUGAUACGUCCUUUAUCUCUCAGCCAGGUUUUCUGAGGAUUUCUGACAAACAGAUUUUGAAUGUACGUUUGGCUUUGAGUGAGGAGAGGGUUUGAAACGCAGCAGUGACGCUCUGCGGAGCUCCUGUUGUCACUCUGUUUCACUUUGGUGCCACUUUUAAUCAUGCAGCUGUGUUUUGUUGUUUAGUGCGUGUGUAUGCGUGCGUGCGUGUGUGUGUGUGUUUACUGUGUUGUAUAUACUGUGUGUAGCUGCAACUGUUUUCUGCAUAGUCUUUAUAUGAGCAGGUGCGUUGUUGGUGCAAUACCUAUCAGCAAACCCAUAAAUUGUAAUUUUUCAGGUGAGAGGAUGACGUGGUUAAAGGGAAUUGAAGACACUUUGUAGAGAAAUAUGUGAUCUGUGGUGAUAUUUGUCUGAAUGAGGAGCUUCCUCUGACAGGCCGGUGGACAAAACAACAAGAACAGCUGACAGUCUAAUGUGUCUCAGUGCAGCAGCAACACAAACUCUGCUCUCUAAACUCAGCAAAAACACAUCAACACUACACGUGUUUGUUGCAGUCUGAUGAUUAAACUGUCAAGUGUGUGUCUGUUGCCGCUCCUCUGGAGGACACAAUAUCAUCUGUGGCAUUUUACUUGAAGUUCGUCUCCUUGUGACAGAGGAGAUGCUGGAGGUUUAUUUGAGGGUUUUUAAACAUAAAUUCUAGAUAUUUGAAUAAAAGUUAUUUUCUGUCCCAAGCUCAGUCACGUGUCCAUCUCUCAGACUCACAGCACAGAUAUUUUGUAGUGGUGGUUUUUCAUUUUUGCACAAGGUGUCUGGGACAAUUGACUUUCAUGUGUUUAUGCAGUAGCUUCCAUUUGUUUUAUUUGAUGCUUUUUUAACCUGCUACAUCAUGAUUUACUGAAGUUAGGUAAGAGCUGAUUUACAAAAUAUCAGACUCGUGUUUUGGGAAGAAGGUUUGUGUUUGUGAGGUUUUUGAAGAAAUAAGUCGGACGCUGAUUGAUUUUCUGAACAUGCACCACAGACUUCCACACAUGCACAUCAAAUACUCUUAAAGUGAGUUAGAGUAAUGCUUGAGGUUCUGAUUUAAAUGUGAAAACUUUAUUUAACCCUGGCAACAUUUAGUUUGCACUCAUGUAGCCCUGUUCCCUCAUUAAAUAAAAACACUGGCUCUGCAUUACUUUUUAUACGUGUGGCCAGGAUGGAUGGGUUUUUGGGAUGUCAUAUAUAUACUUUUUGUUUUCUCAAGUGAAAUGAAGGGUUUGUGUUCUCAGAAUUCUUUAAACUUUGUGGGCACUCCAACAUUCAUGUGUAUUCUGUGGGUCUGUCGGUCUCAGUAACAUGUAAUCAUUAAAACACAUUGGCUUUGCACUUCUCGUAUCCCUGCGCCCAGAACAAAAAGCAUCACAUCUCGUUAGAAGUAAUUCACACGAAGAAAACCAAAACAUUGUUUGGCUCUGUGGAAAGUGGAGCAUUUAGACAAUUGGCAUUGAAAGUGGAGCAGGUUUCAUUUUAUUUUCCUGGUGGUGGUAAAAUUGCACUAUUUCUGGGAAAUUUUAUAACCUUUCUUUAUAUUAUGCAAUCUUUGUAAGAUUCUGUGCACUGAUUUUAUUUUUUAAAGACUGUGGUUUAGCUGUGUGCUGUAUUUUCCUCCUGUAUCGCUGCCAUGUUUGGAUGGACACUUGUCAUUAAUGAACUCUGUGGUCUGUACACGACCUUUUCAUGAAUAAAUGUUAAUCCAAAUUAU
Messenger RNA from Seriola aureovittata, 8058 nucleotides. RefSeq names its product ATP-binding cassette, sub-family A (ABC1), member 5 (gene abca5). The transcript has 38 exons. The record is from RefSeq and is a predicted model, not a curated record. Gene Ontology annotation, molecular function: lipid carrier activity; ABC-type transporter activity; ATP hydrolysis activity. Gene Ontology annotation, cellular component: membrane; intracellular membrane-bounded organelle. Bases 122 to 5164 code for a protein of 1680 amino acids. Gene Ontology annotation, biological process: transmembrane transport; lipid transport. NCBI's taxonomy places the organism in Eukaryota, Metazoa, Chordata, Actinopteri, Carangiformes, Carangidae.